UCACUUUGGAGGAUUUCAUUGAAUGAGCCUGUGGUAGACACCGUUGCUCCAAUUUUAGGGCUAAUUUUCCAUUUAGAUUGUUGUUUGUUUGUUAUUAGAGAUGAAGCUCGACAAGCACAGGGGUGUGCCAGCAUCCAACUAUGCUGCUGGUGUGCAGAGCUGGUAAAGGAUCAAAGCAGGUCGCUGGCUGCAGGGCGUAAGUAGCUCUCCAGGGUGCUGAAGUUGUCUCCAGACGCGCCCCGUCUCCCACCUGUCAUUUUCAGCCUGACGUCCAAACGCUAUGACUCGGUUGCGUUCACUCCGCGGCGGCUCCCCGAACCUCCAGGUUUUGAGGAUGGUUAGGUGACACUCCUGGAGCGAAGUUGGAUGAUGGAGCUUUCCAGAUGACGUGAGUCUUUUUUUUCUGUCCUAAGAUUUUGUAUGUCCUUUUUAGACAUCACCGUCCAAACUGAAAUGAUCCUGCAGUGAACCUAAAGGGUCACUAGCAGCAAGGACAAUGCAACAUUUCCCACCCAGUCUGAGAGGGUCACUAUGGGAGUCCAUCCAUUCACGUGUGCCCAUAAUUAAAAGCAGGAAAUCUUUACCGACGACGUCCUUUUAUAACUCGCUAAUAUGGAUACUCUUUGGAGUGUUGACGUUCCCUUGCUGCAUCCACUGUUUGAUAUUCAAAGUGGGGGUCUUGGGACCUUGGAACUGCGACCCCGUGUACUAUAGGUCGUACCCUGCUGCCGCCGCCAGGCUCGCCGUGAGCAGGAUUAACGAAGACCUCACAAUGAAUCUAGGCCUGGAAAUGGACUUCAUCAUCCUGCAGGAGCCUUGUGAAACAUCCAAAGCUCUAACUUCAUUCAUUCAAUACGAGAAUAUUGCAGAUGCGUUUGUGGGCCCUACUAAUCCUGGAUACUGUACCGCAGCAGCACUAAUGGCCAAAAACUGGGACAAGUCCAUCUUCUCGUACGGAUGCGUCAACUUUGAGCUGGACCGCAUCACCGGGUACCCGACGUUUUCCAGGACGGUGCCCUUUCCUUCCGAGGUGCUGUUCACCGUGCUGAAGUACUUCCGUUGGGCCAACAUUGUGGUGGUCUCCUCCAACGAAGACAUCUGGAUGGACACAGCGGCGAGAGUUGCUGCUGCUAUGAGGAAAAAGGGGCUUCCUGUCGCCCUGGUUACAUCUGUGGGAAUAAAUGAGACCCAAGUUGAGAGCACACUGAGGCAGAUCCAAGACGCAGGGGAGAUAAGAGUCGUUGUCAUGUGCAUGCACUCGGUCUUACUUGGAGGAGAGGCCCAGGCUACAUUCCUCCUCAAGGCGCAGCAAAUGGGUCUGACCUCCGGGAAGUAUGUCUUCAUGCCGUACGACACGCUGCACUACAGUUUGCCCUACAGCGCCUCCUACUUCCCCUUGCAAAACAACAGCCAGCUGAGGGAGGCCUAUGAUGCUGUGCUCACCAUCACCAUCGCCUCAGACCCCGUGUCCUUCACUGAGGCGUUCACUGCUGCGAAGAAUAAUAGGGAAUUGACGUUGAACGUUGCCUCGGAGCAGGUUAAUCCGCUAUUCGGGACCAUCUACAACAGCAUCUAUCUCCUGGCGAAGUCCCUCCACAAGGUCAAGAAAGCUGGCAUGCGUCUGUCGGGCUCAAACCUGGCCUACUAUACAAAGAACAUAACCUUCAGUGGCUUCAACCAGAAGGUACAAGUAGACAACACGGGUGAAAUCAAAACCACCUAUGUCAUCUUGGAUACCAACAACAUCGGGAGUCAGCUCUACCUGACCUACGUUGUGGAUCUUAUGGCCGGGCGACUUCGACUUGAUGGGAAGUCCAUCAAUUUUCCUGGAGGAUCUCCACCGCCGUCAGAUUCCAGCUGCUGGUUUGUUAAGAGCGCCCUCUGCACAGGAGGUGUGGAGGUCACCUCCAUUAUAGUGGUGUUUUCUGUCAUCUUCGCUCUGGCUUUAACAGGGCUCGCCAUUGGUCUUUACAUUAGGAGGAGACUCCAACAAAUCCAGCUAGUCAAAGGUCCAAAUCGGAUCCUGCUAACCUUAGAGGAUCUUACGUUCAUCAACCCUCAGCUUAGCAAGCGAAAAAUCACUUUAGAGGACCUGAGUGAGUCUAAAAGUGCUUUGGAGGAGAAAUCAGCAGAGCGCUCACAUUCCGUUCACAGCAUGCAGACAGCGACUCAUGAGACCACCAACGUUGCCGUUUUUGAGGGGGACUGGGUGUGGCUAAAAAAGUUUGAGGAUGGCCACUUCAAGGAGGUGAAGCAGAGCAGUACAAAGAUUUUCACCAAGAUGAAGGACUUGAGAAAUGAGAAUGUCAAUCCCUUCCUGGGCUUCUUCACGGAGUGCUCCAUGUUCGCCGUGGUGACGGAGCAUUGCUCCAGGGGGAGUCUGCAAGACCUGCUGAGGAACGAAGACGUGAAAUUAGACUGGAUGUUCAAGUCCUCACUUGUGCUUGACCUCAUCAAGGGUAUAAAAUACCUCCAUCACAGGGACUUUGCACAUGGCCGACUAAAAUCUCGUAACUGUGUUGUGGACGGGCGCUUCGUGCUCAAAAUUACGGACUAUGGCUUCAAUGAGUUGCUGGACUCUCAGAAAGCUCCUGUACAACAACCUCCACAUGAAGACCUCUUCUGGACCGCGCCGGAGUUCCUUAGGGACCUUGCAAGCUCCCGUAAAGGCACCUACAAAGGAGACGUGUACAGCUUUUCCAUUAUCCUGCAAGAGGUGGUGGUCAGAGGACCACCUUACUGCAUGCUGGGUCUGCCGCCUGAGGAGAUCAUUCGAAAGGUGAAGAAGCCCCCUCCAAUGUGCCGGCCCACUGUGGCCCCAGACCAAGCCCCGCUGGAGUGCAUCCAACUGAUGAAACAGUGCUGGAGCGAACUCCCUGAGCGAAGACCCGACUUUGAUGAGAUCUUUGACAGGUUCAAAAUCAUCAACAAGGGUAAGAAGACCAACAUCAUCGACUCCAUGCUGAGGAUGCUGGAGCAGUACAGCUCCAACUUGGAGGACCUCAUCCGGGAGCGAACAGAAGAGCUGGAGGUGGAGAAACAACGGACAGAAAAGCUGCUCUCUGAGAUGCUGCCACUCUCUGUGGCCGAGGCCUUGAAGACAGGCGCCACAGUAGAGCCGGAGUACUUCGACCAGGUGACCAUCUACUUCAGCGACAUUGUGGGUUUCACGACCAUCUCGUCGCUUAGUGACCCAAUCGAGGUGGUUGACCUCCUCAACGACCUCUACAGUCUGUUUGAUGCUGUUCUCUCCAACCAUGAUGUCUACAAGGUGGAGACCAUCGGUGACGCGUACAUGGUGGCAUCAGGCUUGCCCAAGAAAAACGAAAACAAGCACGCGGCUGAAAUAGCCAACAUGUCUCUGAACAUCCUCAGCUCGGUGGGAACCUUCCGUAUGCGCCACAUGCCGGAUGUUCCUGUCAGGAUACGGAUCGGGAUCCACUCGGGACCCUGCGUUGCUGGCGUGGUGGGCCUGACCAUGCCUCGCUACUGCCUGUUUGGAGACACCGUCAACACUGCCUCGCGAAUGGAAUCCACCGGGCUGCCUUACAGAAUCCACGUGAACUUGAGCACAGUGAAGAUCCUCCGUUCUCUCCAUGAAGGCUAUAAAAUAGACGUCAGGGGCAAGACAGAGCUGAAGGGGAAAGGCAUUGAGGAGACUUACUGGCUGGUGGGCAAGUCGGACUUUGCAAAGCCUUUGCCGAAACCACCAGAGAUCAAACCAGGGGUCAAUUGGCAGGAGAUGGUGACGGAAGAGAUCAAGAGCCUUUUCCGCAAGGCCAACAGGCAAGUGGACAAGCACAAAAUGAGUGGGAAAGGAGGAAAGAUGUGAGAGGGAUAAAGAAGGGGAGCGGCCGUCUCUCUUUCACUCUCUCUCUCACCUCUGUGGCUUAACGCGGACUUCUUUAAGAGGAUUGUCCAUCCACUGGCUAAUCUGCCUGCAGCCAACACAGCAGAACGUAACAGUGCUAAUGUAAUGAGACCGGCCUGGUAGGACCAAUCUUCACUCAUGCACUCAAUCAUGCACUGCUCACUGCACUCACUGGCCACUGAGUGGCCACCCAAAUGAGAACAAUGCACUUGGUGGAUGCCUGUUCCACGACUCUUUGUGUUAGUGCUGUCAUGAAUGCUCACAACAGGGGACGGUUAUUCAAAUAGCUGGCUGCAUAUUGCACAUUAAUAACCCCGAAAGAUGGAGGUACUGUACUUUUGACUCUUUUAUUUCUCUUGUAUGUGUAGCGGAGACAAGCAGGAGGCAGUGAAAAUUGGUCAAGCUUUUAUUGAGCAUUGCUACUGCACGCUCUCUGUGUUGUUGCGUUUUUCUUGUUUCUUGCAUUGGACUAAGAGAGCAGAGUCUACCAAGUCAAUUUUGUUGUGUGUCACAUACUUGGCCAAUAAAGAUGAUUCUGAUUCUGACAACACAGGCAAUUUAAGAUAGGGAGGCAUUGUAAGUUGUAAUAAAUACAUAAAAUCAUGAAUAUUAAAAAAUAUCACGUAUAA
Nerophis lumbriciformis (worm pipefish) is the source of this 4500-nucleotide messenger RNA. RefSeq names its product guanylate cyclase 2F, retinal (gene gucy2f). NCBI's taxonomy places the organism in Eukaryota, Metazoa, Chordata, Actinopteri, Syngnathiformes, Syngnathidae. Gene Ontology annotation, cellular component: plasma membrane. Gene Ontology annotation, biological process: protein phosphorylation; receptor guanylyl cyclase signaling pathway; intracellular signal transduction. Gene Ontology annotation, molecular function: peptide receptor activity; guanylate cyclase activity; adenylate cyclase activity. The record is from RefSeq and is a predicted model, not a curated record.